Ceratina calcarata is the source of this 3182-nucleotide messenger RNA. RefSeq names its product calcium release-activated calcium channel protein 1. The record is from RefSeq and is a predicted model, not a curated record. Gene Ontology annotation, molecular function: store-operated calcium channel activity. Gene Ontology annotation, biological process: store-operated calcium entry. Gene Ontology annotation, cellular component: membrane. The coding region runs from base 792 to 1859 and encodes 355 amino acids. The transcript has 3 exons. Lineage: Eukaryota; Metazoa; Arthropoda; Insecta; Hymenoptera; Apidae.
CGAGGGAUUUUCCUUUCAGCACGGUAAUUAGUUACACCAUUGCGUUGGCGGCGUCUCGUUGCUUAGCUAGAUAUACAUUCUUCGCGAUUGCCUUAUCUCCAUUCCAAAGACAAGAAAACCAGCGUCAUUGGUCGCGGUCGCAUCUUUCAACGAGGACACGCGAAAGGAGGCGAGACAAGUAUAAGACAAGUACGCUCAGCUCGACGGAGAACGGAAAGUGGAUGCGCGACUACGUACAUACACGGAAUACGUCAUUGUGCUUGAACGACGAUGCAACAGUGCGAUUCGGUCAGUGUUCGACCGUAGAGAUUCGUGGUCGCUCGCUACUAUUUUAGUCCGCUUUACGAAACGUGUGCUAUUCCGCACGAGCUUUCCGGGCUCCCCAAGUAACAUAUUAUGAAACGAUAGCAUGGUUGUAAUUUAUACUGAGUGUUAUGAAUAUACGGAAUAACGAUGAGGAGUGAUAAAUAUCGUGAUUACUUUAUAACAAGUCUCAACUAAUCAGGGAAUUCAAGUACCCAACUGUUGGGACUGAUGGAGCAGAAGUACUGACGAAACAACGAAAUGUGGGUGAAGAAUCGAAGCAGACGGUGAUUGUGUAAAUGUAUGCAGUGACUCAAUAUGCUGGAAAGGAAAUAAUGUUAAUGUCGGACAUCUGUGAAAACCGUACGGCGAUUCUUUAAAUCCGUUUUGUAGUAGAAGAUAUACCGAUGAGACGAUAGCGCGCCCAUUGCGAAAGAUCUUUCGAAAAAGAUAUUUACGAAAUAAGAGGAAAGAAUAAUUAAGUAAUUAUGUCGUAUAACAAUCUCACCGAUUCUUCGAGCAGAAACAGUAUUUCAAUUCAAGACGAAAAAGUGCCGAAUGAGAAGUACGGAAAAAGCAAUGUGCUUCCCAUGCACAGAAGCAGCGAGGAAAUCGCGGGAAAAUCAAGUAAAGCGACUCAGAUCGAUUUCGCUCAAUUGUCUUACAGUGCGCAAAGGACUAGACCGAAUUCGCUGACUUAUUUGUCGAAACCAACACAAAUGAACGAGCCUAGCUAUUCCUAUUAUAAUUCUAGGGGCUCUUUAUCCCAGUCUCAGAGCGACUUAGUUUUAUCGCCGCGGAAUAGGCAUAAUAAUCGUUACGUAGCUUUAGAUAUGAGGCAAAUGAGUAUUCCGCUGUCAAAUAAUCAUAUCUCAGCAAAUAACGUACCAUAUCCGUGUUGUUGUACGUGCGUGGGAUCACCGGUGUCACCAACACCGACUUCAACUCAUCAUACGGAAAUUCCGCAAGAUGGUCCCGAAGGACUCUCUUGGAGAAGACUUCACAUGAGUAGAGCUAAAUUAAAAGCAACUGCGACGACGUCAGAACUGUUAAGUGGUUUUGCUAUGGUGGCUAUGGUCGAGCUGCAGAUAAACGACCCAACUGCUGUUCCCGAAUGGUUAUUUGUGAUGUUCGCUGUUUGCACAACCGUCCUAGUAUCAGUGCACAUCUUCGCUUUAAUGAUAAGCACGUAUUUAUUGCCCAAUAUUGAGGCCAUCAGUAAGCUUCAGGUAUCGCGGCUGGUCACAGAAUCUCCACAUGAAAGAAUGCGCAGUUUCAUCGAGCUAGCAUGGGCAUUUUCCACAGUGUUAGGAUUGUUUUUGUUCCUAGUGGAAGUUGCUAUAUUGUGCUGGGUGAAAUUCUGGGAUUACUCAUUUACUGCCGCCACUGCCAGCACCAUUAUUGUGAUUCCCGUACUCAUAGUGUUCAUCGCAUUCGCUGUUCACUUUUAUCAUUCGUUAGUUGUGUACAAAUGCGAGUCCUCAGUGAGCGACAUGAAUGAGUUAGAGACCAUUAAGAGAAAUCUAGACAAUGUAACAAGACAAAGCAGUGUAUGAUUUAUCCGCUUGCUCAAUACAGUGUUUUGUAAAGAUUUGACAAGUUUGUUAAUUGUUGUGUCGCUUGUUACCUAGAUUACUAAAAUAUCAAAAUUAUUCAAGAUUGCAUAUUACUUACAUUCCAAAGUAUUAUCAAUUGUACUUAAAAUACAUGAAUUAUUGUAAUAAUUAAAUGUACACGUAAACAAUGUGAUGAAAAAAACACACGUAAGUAUAUUCAAUAACUUUACUUAUCCAAGACGAUCACGUGGAAAUAGAUCGUUCGUUUAUUAUAUAUAAAAAUGUACAUAGCUGUACGCAUGCAAGUCGAGGAUUGCAACAGUACAAGCAAAGUGCUCUUAUAAGUAUAAUAGCUAUAUUAAUUUUAGCAUUUAGUUAUAUUUUAUUUAUGACUCUUAAUUACCGAUUUCCUUUUUUUUAAAUGUGUUUCUCCAUUUAUCUUUGUCUUUUAUUUCAUACAUCGUAUUCUUAUAUAUAUAAUAUAUAUAUAUAUAGAUUUUCUCCAAUUUGUCACUUAGUUUCUGGGAAAAUUGAAGGAUAGUUGAGUGAGUUAUGUACAUACAUGCUUCUCAUUCCGAAACUUGUUAUAUCCUAGUCAAAUAAAUAAUCCGUCAGACUUAAAGACUCUCAAUAACUAAGCGUGACUCACAUACGUUCAUGUAAAAAAGGGAAAAAUAUGGUUCUUUUACACAUCUUUCAUUUUCGCCAUAAACUAAGUUAGAAUCUUUUACAAUAAAGGUUUUCUACAUUGUUAUAUUUUUUUAUAUUCUAUUUGUACAAAAAUCUGAUAUACGAUUUUAAGAAAGAAGUGUAUAAUCAAUGGAAGAGAAUAAAAAAUACAUUUCUUUCGUUAUGAAAAGUAUCUGAAAUAUUUGCCCGCGACAAAGGAAUUGAAACACAUUUUGUUAUUGCACAGUAUUUCUAAUCGUAUAUAGAUCUAACUAAACAGUUUAUCUUAAUUUAUAUUAUAUAUACUAUAUUUGUUCGAACCAAAUUCAAUGCAAUGAAUUAAACCAAAUGCAAAUAUAAAAUAUUAAUAAGAAUGAAGUUUCUAAUAAAAAAAUUACUGCAUAGAACUGAGAAUAUGUACAUCGAAAAAAAUUGGAAGAUAUUUAAUAAAAAGAUUAACCCUGUAUUUUAUUGUACGUUGAAGAAGAAGUACGGCUGAAGAAAGAAUAGAAAAAGUAACAUAAAAUGAGCUUGAACUUUUUCGGAACUGUAAUUAAAUCAUAAGUAAAUUCGCACCGUUCGAAGGUGGUCUCAAGUCUUAUUUUCUGUUUUUACGUCUGAUCAAUUUUAAAUAAAUUUUGCUAGUUGUCCUUA